Gadus morhua (Atlantic cod) is the source of this 2553-nucleotide messenger RNA. RefSeq names its product interleukin-1 receptor-associated kinase 4 (gene irak4). The coding region runs from base 150 to 1532 and encodes 460 amino acids. NCBI's taxonomy places the organism in Eukaryota, Metazoa, Chordata, Actinopteri, Gadiformes, Gadidae. Gene Ontology annotation, biological process: signal transduction; protein phosphorylation. Gene Ontology annotation, molecular function: magnesium ion binding; protein serine/threonine kinase activity; ATP binding. The record is from RefSeq and is a predicted model, not a curated record. The transcript has 11 exons.
ACUAUGAACACAGAUAUAACAGACUGAAACCAUGUACUGUAUACAAUAGGAUAGCUUUAAAUCCUACCGCGAUCAAAUUACUGCACCUAUAGGCCUACUCAAAGCAUGUGAUUAGUGUUGAUGCCCGUGAAAAAUACGUGGAUUACAAGAUGAAUAUGCAAAUCACAUCGAGCACAUAUAUCCGCAAACUAAAUUUUUCAAUACUUCGUAAACUGUCCGACUUUUUAGACCCCGACGACAGAUGGAAAGAGGUCAUCGUGUUGAUAAUGAAGCCCAGCGGGGAGCCGAGAUACACGCAGAUCGAAGUCAGGAGGUUUGCGUCCCUUGCAAAGCAGGGGGAGAGCCCCACAAUUGAUUUCUUGACAAAUUGGGGGACCACCAACGCCACGGUGGGCGAGCUGGUGGAUAUUUUGAAGAGCAAUAAGUUACUCGCAGCUGCUGCGUUGCUCCUUCCAGAGCCUGCAUCAGAAGUGCUGCCACAAGCUGAGAAUGACAGAAACACACCAACCAUUGAAUUUGAGCCCCAGAGCUGGCCUUUGCCUGUGUGUCCUAAUCCUCAGCCCGAGAAGCCUGCAGAGACAGCUGAACCAGACAGCACAGGUUACUUGAGCUUCUUGUACCACGAACUCAUGGACAUCACGGGCAACUUUGACGACCGGCCAACGUCGGAGGGCGGGAAUCGGCUGGGGGAAGGGGGGUUUGGAACGGUGUACAAGGGUUUUGUCAACAACUUACCCGUAGCCGUGAAGAAGCUCAGUCCAGAAGAAGACAUCUUAGCGGACGAGUUACGACUUCAAUUCCGCCAGGAGAUAGAAACUCUGAAGACUUUGAAACACCCAAACUUGGUGGACAUGGUCGGCUUUUCCUGUGAUGGACAGUACCCGUGUCUGGUGUACGUCUUGAUGGACAACGGUUCGGUUCUUGAUCGGCUGGCUUGUAUGGAGGAAAGCCCUCCUCUGUCGUGGAGCACGAGAUGUUUGAUAGCUACAGGAAGUGCCAGAGGUUUGGAUUACCUCCACAACAACCACCAUGUCCACAGGGAUAUUAAAAGUGGGAAUAUCCUGCUGGACGACCAAUUUGUGGCAAAGAUCUCUGACUUCGGGCUGACCAGAGCGUCUCCCACGCGAUCGUCAGUCACCAUGCAAACAGAGAGGAUUGUGGGUACACGUGCGUACAUGGCACCCGAGGCUCUGCGUGGCGAGAUCACGCCGAAAUCCGACGUAUUCAGCUUUGGAGUGGUGCUGUUAGAAAUAAUAUCUGGACUCCCGCCAGUCGACGAAAACCGUGAAAUGCCAUGUCUGAUGGAGCUGAGGUAUGAAAUCGAAGACGAGGAUGAGGAUCUGACCUUGGAGGGCUUCGUGGACAAGAAGAUGAGGGACGCAGGCAUGGCCCAGGUGGAGAGGACCUACACCCUGGCCUGCCAAUGUCUCGAAGACAGGAAGGUUAAACGACCAACCAUCAAACAGGUCCUGGCAGAGCUGGAGGAUGUCAGCAGAGGUUUUUCUGCUGCAGCAUCAGGCACUGGGAGCUGAGCCAUGACCUGCCCGUCAAAGCUAAACCCCUCCAAUCCUGACCUGGAUGCAAAUCUAUCUGCCCCUGAAACUGACUUUAUUGUGCAGUGUUUUGACCAGGGAUGCACCGAUCAGGAUUAUUCAGGCUGAUAACGAUUUUUUGAUGUGCCAUCAGCCAACAUGGGUGAUGCCAGAUAUUUUUGCGCUUUUUCUACGUUUUGCCUGUCAGAGGCUUCAGUCACAAGCCGUGGGGUCCAGCUACAGCAGAUGUCUCCAGUGAGAUGCAGGCAAGCUAUGGCAUGAUGGCCAUUUAUAUGGUUAAGUGUCCUAGCUUGAUUGAGAGAUAGGGCCAUAUAAAGAGGACUUAUGUUAAAUGCAGGACAAACGUUGUCCGUGACUGGACAUAAUUACCGAGCAUCUUAUCCUCAAUCCAUCUUGUGCACAGUCUUUUGAGUUCUGUGAUCAGUAAAUUAAUACUUGAUCACGUGCAAUAUUGAUCAUUGGCCGAUCGAUCACUAAUUUGACGCUUAUGUUCACAUUAGAUCCUAGCCCUAAUAGUUUUCAUAGUUGUUUGGAAUGUUAUUCCUCUCAUGCACUUUGACACCAUUGAAUAAUAAUAUUCAAUAUCAUUUCUGUUAGAGAAGUUUGGUGAUUACGUUUGAAUGUCAAAUUUGAAAGUGUGUUGGAUGGUGGGAAAUACAUGAAAGUGAAUUGUGAUUCAUAUAUUGUUAGUAAAUAAGUACGGUAUUUUGUAUAGUACUUCAGCAUUGCUUUUGAACAGUCUUAUAUGUUGCCUUCAUUUAAAAAUGUGUACCACUCUAUUUGUUUUUACUAAAUGUUUUAUUAAAUUUACACAAUACAUUGAACUGUCAUACAUUGGAGUGGUUCAAGAUAUAAAAGGAAUUUUAUCAAAUCAAGUUACAAAUAAGAUGUAACGAUUGAAAAAAGGGAAAUAAAAAUCAAUUAUUGCAAUACAGUUUAAGCUUUAACUGAACACUUAAAAUGCAAUACAUUCUAUGUGCCCACAAUGGAAAUAAAAAGA